AAUAAACAUCAAAAUUUAAAAACAUAAAUAAAACAAUAACAAUAUAAAUAAUGAAUUUAUUACCAAAAUGUCAUGAAGAAUUUAGCAAAGCUGAUUAUUGGAAUUCUUUUUUUAAAAAACGUGGAAAAAAAGCAUUUGAAUGGUAUGGCGAGUAUCCAGAACUAUGUGGACAAAUAUCGAAAUUUGUCAAAACAAAAGAUAAUAUUCUUGUAGUUGGUUGUGGUAAUUCAACUUUAACAAUGGAUUUGCAUGAUGUUGGUUACAGGAACAUAACAAGUAUUGACAUAUCAAAAAUAGUAAUUGAUCAAAUGAAGGAUAAAAAUCGUAUUGAUCGUCCAAAUUUAAUAUUUGAACAAAUGGAUGCAACUUCAAUGUCUUACACUGAUGAAAAAUUUAGUGUUAUUAUUGAUAAAGGUACAUUAGAUGCACUGAUGCCUGAUGAUUCAAUUGAAACACAAAAAACAAUUGAUAAAUUUUUCAAUGAAAUAACAAGAGUACUUUGUCGUGGUGGAAGAUACAUAUGUAUUUCUCUGCUUCAAGAACAUAUCUUACGUAAAUUUGUUUCUUAUUUUGCAUUAAAAAAUUUUAUGCUAAGAAUAACAAGAUGUCAUGAGGCUGAAAAUAAAACUAAAAAUGAAGAAGGUAGUUCAAUACCAGUAUUUUCAAUAAUGGCUACAAAAUUUCCAGGUAUAAAAGAAAAAAUUUUAGAAUUAUCAUUAACAGAUGAUACACCAAUUAAAGUUAAAAAUGAAGAUGAAUUAAUAAAUUCAAUUUUAUCAGUACAACAAUCAGCUCUUGUAUGUGAUAGAUUAUCAAAAAAAAAUGUAUCUGAUAUUGGUGAAAUUAAUUUAGAUCUUUAUCAGCCUGGUAAUGAUUGUCCAAGAUAUAAAAUAUAUGUAUUAGAUAAACCAAAUUCAUGUGGUAAAACAUAUGCUGCAUUUUUAGUACCACAAGGUAGAGAAACUGAUUGGUUAUUUUCAACAACACAAGGUAGAAAAGAAUUUCUUGGUAAUGUUGAUAAAGAUCGUGUUGCUAUUGUUGUGCUAGGAAGAAAUCAUACAUUUAAUAAUUGGGAUGAUAUUAAAAUUGAGUUAUCAUCAAGUAUUAAAAAUUUAUCACCAUCUAGUUUACCUAAAAAUUAUGUUAUUGAUUAUUUAUCACUUGGUGCUGAUAUUGGUAAACGUGAAUUGAUUCAUCAAGGUGAAAGUAAAUAUUCUGGUAAAUAUUUAAUUGAAGAUGUUAUUGAUGAUGAUAAUAAAGUACAUACAAGACGAUUAGUAUUUUUGGAUAAUCAAUUUGUCGUACAAAGUGAAGCUGAAAUGAAAUUAUCUAAAAGUAGAAGAGGUAAAAGAAAGCUUAUUGUUAAUCCAGGUGUAUUGUCAUGUGAAUAUCAUCCUUAUAUGUCUGUUGGUAUUAAUUCAUUGAUGAAAAAUAGCAAUGAAGUUAAGAAUAUACUUGUUAUUGGACUUGGUGGUGGUGGUUUAUGUUUAUUUCUUAAUAAUUGUUAUGAAAAAUUAAAUAUAACUGCUGUUGAAAUUGAUGAGGCUAUGCUUAAAAUAGCAACAAAUUGGUUUGAUUUUGUACAAGAUAAUAGAACAAGUGUAUGUAUUGAUGAUGGAAUUAAAUUCAUCAAUGAUGCUGCGUUAAAUAAUAAAAAAUUUGAUGCAAUAUUGUUUGAUGUUGAUGGUAAAGAUCCAUCACUUGGAAUGUGUUGUCCACCAAAAGAAUUUUUAGAUACAUCUGUAUUAAAAAAUGUAUCAAAAUGUCUUAAUGAUAAUGGAAUUUUUAUUCUUAAUUUUGUUUGUCGAGAUAAAAAUUUAAGACCAGGAGUUUUAGAUAAAUUGACAAAUACAUUUACAUCAAUAACAUCAAUGAAAAUGAAAAUUAUUCUUAAUGAAAUAUUCAUGUGUACGAAUGUUAAGAAAAAUAUUGAACAAUGGAAAAAUGAAUGGAAAGAAUCUGUUGAUGAUUUUAAUCAAAGAGUUAAAAAUAAAAAAUUAUUAAAUGAUGAUAUCGUUGAUGCAGCUGAACUUCUUGAUGAGCUAACAAUUGAAGCAUAA
This is a messenger RNA of Aphidius gifuensis, 2060 nucleotides long. Its product is annotated as eEF1A lysine and N-terminal methyltransferase homolog. The record is from RefSeq and is a predicted model, not a curated record. The transcript is spliced from 3 exons. NCBI's taxonomy places the organism in Eukaryota, Metazoa, Arthropoda, Insecta, Hymenoptera, Braconidae. Bases 51 to 2060 code for a protein of 669 amino acids.